AUGUCCCGUGAAAACCUCGCGCCAAACGAGACACUCGUUUCGAUCCCAGUGCCUGGCUCGCCAUCUAACUCCGCUGGAAUCGUCGGCAUUUUAACUACCCCGCCAUACUUCAACCCGGCCGAUCCCUCCGAUGUCGCUGCCUCCUUACUGAACAACUGCCACCCACCGACCUUAAAGGCGUCAUUAAUCCUCCAUGGACACGGCGGCCACAAAAACUACUGUUAUCACCGUGAAAUAGCACAACAGCUUGCAACAGACCUCGGAAUCUUCUCAUUGCGUAUUGAUUUCCGCGGCUGUGGAGACUCCCAGGACUCAGCGGACCCGAAGCUCGGUCGCAUUAUCCCCCAGGACCUCCAGGACGUUGAUCUUUGUCUCCAAGCCCUCGCGUCGGGCGUCUUUGGCAUUGCGUUACACGUCACCCUGAUCAUAGGGCACUCGAGAGGCGCCGUAGCCAUGUUCCAGUACGCUUUGCAACAGCAGAGAAGGCUCGACAGGGGCGAGGCCUUCUCGUUGAUUCCUAACUUGAUCAAUGUUUCCUCUCGUUAUACAAGCGAGUUUCUCAAGAAGAUGAUGGACACUGCAUUUCCCUCCUGGGAGGAAAAAGGAGGCUCGUUUGUGCCAAACACCUACCGGUUGGGAGAAUACCGGAGCGUGUGGAUCCCGGCGGCCGAAACCAAUAGCUUGUUGUCUCAGGAGAUGGAAGACUUGAAAUAUUUGCUGCCUGACAUUAAUGUUCUCACUAUCUUUGGGUUGCGGGAUCACAUUGUGCCGAUCACUGAUGCUGCCAAGUUUUGCAACACCUUGGACGGUCGCCACACGUUGGUGCUUAUCGAGGGUGCCAACCACAACUUCUAUGGGGUUAAAGACAUUGAUGAAGACAAUGCCGAGGAUUAUAACCCAGACAACUUGCCGUUAACGAACCAGGGCAAGGUUAACUACAGCUCGGUCGUCUCCCAACAUAUUACCGACUACCUCUCGUCGUCCCAGGAGGUUGCGCGUUUCUACGACCGUUCGUACCACUUUGCGACCUGGUCGAGAUGGAAGAAGGUGGAUGGGAUCCAUAACUUUAGAGACAUUGGUGGGUUCAGAGUGACCCAGGGCCCACGCAACUCAUUUGUCAAGCGCAACAUUGCGUUCAGAUGUGCCAACCCGGCAAAUAUCACCUCCCUCGGAAAGCAGGCGAUCCAGGAGUUGGGUAUCACUGCGGUAUUUGACUUCCGCUCGCAACACGAACGUAACCGUGACGGGGUGCCGGACGUUGACGGGGUCAGGAACGUUUACGCUCCGGUAUUCCCAGACGAGGACUUCUCUCCCGCUGCCAUUGCUGGCCGCUACUCCAACUUGUUGACGUGCUGGUCGACGUAUGUCCACGUGUACCGUGACAUGCUUACAAAGGGUGGCGCAGCCUUCACCUCGGUGUUUGAGUUCUUAAGAGACCAUCCAAAAGAAGGAAUCUUGUUCCACUGCACCGCGGGCAAGGACCGUACCGGGGUCAUGGCGAUGCUUAUCUUGCUUCUUGUGGGUGUCGAUGUGGAUACUGUAUGUCGCGAGUACGAAUUGACCACCGUUGGGUUGCUCCCAGACCGCGAGGUGAUUAGGAAAAAGUUCAAGGACAAUGUGGGCGCCUUGCAGGAACGUUUGAACCGUUACAGCGGCGACGGCUCGGCCUCGGUGGUUGAUAAGAUUGCCUGUGGCCGUUCCGGCUUCAAACUUGAGAGAGAUGGGUUUACAAACUUGUUCAGUUCGAGGUACGAGGCCAUGCUUCUGACGGUGAGAGUGUUGAACGAGGAGUUUGGGGGGAUUGAACAGUACAUGACCAAGAACCUUGGGUUUUCCAAGGAUGAUGUUGAGGUGAUUAGACGUAACUUGGUGGUGACUGGUACCAGCGACUGGAAGAACACUCACAGAGUCGCGAAUGUCCACCAAAGGGGCGAAGACUUGAUGAGGCACAGAGAGCGCAGCGCUAGCGCCGAAAAAUUAUAA
Molecule: messenger RNA, 1983 nt
Organism: Babjeviella inositovora NRRL Y-12698
Lineage: Eukaryota; Fungi; Ascomycota; Pichiomycetes; Serinales
Exons: 1
Coding region: 1-1983 (660 amino acids)
Biological process (GO): dephosphorylation
Molecular function (GO): phosphoprotein phosphatase activity
Source: RefSeq, a predicted model, not a curated record